This is a messenger RNA of Melampsora larici-populina 98AG31, 3160 nucleotides long. RefSeq lists its product as uncharacterized. Gene Ontology annotation, biological process: retrograde transport, endosome to Golgi; intracellular protein transport. NCBI's taxonomy places the organism in Eukaryota, Fungi, Basidiomycota, Pucciniomycetes, Pucciniales, Melampsoraceae. The transcript has 11 exons. The record is from RefSeq and is a predicted model, not a curated record. Gene Ontology annotation, cellular component: retromer complex; late endosome; retromer, cargo-selective complex. Bases 73 to 2856 code for a protein of 927 amino acids.
CAACUUUGCUCAACGCCCAUCUUGACAUCUCCUCCCGCCUCGAAAAAUCAUCGGAUUCGGAAUUUGGAAACGAUGGAAGUGAUUGAUGGUAAGAUGCUCUCUGAGGCACUGGCCACUGUAAAGAUUCAAUUAGUUCAAAUGAAACGAUCGCUCGAUGCCGAUCAGUUGAUGGAUGCCUUGAAGAGCGCGAGCACCAUGUUGGCUGAGCUAAGGACGAGUAGCUUGAGUCCCAAACAAUACUACGAACUUUAUAUGGCUGUAUUUGACGCUUUGCGUCACCUUUCGGCCUAUCUGUACGAAGCGCACGUCUCAGGUAAACAUCAUCUAGCUGAUCUAUACGAGCUUGUACAGUAUGCCGGGAAUAUCGUGCCACGAUUGUAUCUCAUGAUCACCGUUGGUACUGUGUAUAUGUCUAUUCCCGAUGCGCCUGUCAAGGAAAUCAUGAAAGACAUGAUGGAAAUGACCCGUGGAGUUCAGCAUCCUACUCGUGGACUGUUUUUGCGACACUAUCUAAGUGGAAUGACUAGAGACCAUCUUCCUGUGGGCUCGGAUCCAGGGCCUUCAGGAAAUUUGCACGAUUCACUCGGGUUUGUCUUGACAAAUUUCAUCGAGAUGAAUAAGCUGUGGGUUCGAUUACAACAUCAGGGACUUAGUCGGGAUCGCGAGAAGCGAGAAAUGGAACGCAAAGAACUCAGGAUCUUGGUUGGGACCAAUCUUGUACGGUUGAGUCAGCUAGAGGGGGUGGAUCUUGAGAUGUAUCAGCGAAUGAUAUUACCAGCUGUCUUGGAGCAAGUUGUGAAUUGCAAAGACACGAUUGCCCAAGAGUACUUGAUGGAAGUUGUGAUCCAGGUAUUUACAGACGACUUUCAUCUGCGCACUCUCGGCCCCUUUCUCUCUGCUACCGCACAACUACAUCCGAAGGUCAACAUCAAGCAGAUCGUGACGGCUUUGAUCGAUCGCCUCGCGGCCUACGCAGCUCGGGAGGCGGAAAAUGAGUCACCUGACGAGACAAGGCGUCAAGAGGAAGAAGCUGCACGUCGUUUGGCAGCCAAAAUCAAAACCCAAAAAGAGAAGCGAUGGCAGACGAUGCAGCAAGAGGAAGCAAGGGCCAAAGCUCAAACGGCAAUGAACUCAUCACCUUCUGGAACGGAGGCUGUGAGCACCUCUGAAACAAACGGUACCUCUCAGCCUGCUCCUCAGAUUGCUCCGGAGGCAGGCCCUAGUACGCCUCAAAAGCCUGUACGAAAAUUUCGCGGGAUUCCUGAAAACGUUCCCCUUUUCGAAGUCUUCUGGCAUCAGGUGGUGGAGUUGAUCCGAGCGCGUCCUGACUUAUCCAUUCAGGAUGUCACCGCCUUACUAGUGUCGCUUACCAAUCUUGCUCUCAGUUGUUAUCCUGAUCGACUUGAGUAUGUGGAUCAAGUGCUCGGAUUUGCGAAAGCGAAGGUUCAAGAGCACGCCGACAGUCCUGACCUACACCAUCCUGCUUCUAUCCAAAACCUACUAGCUCUGCUUCUCGCACCCAUCAAUUCUUACCUCACUGUACUUACGCUGCUGGCGCUUCCCAACUUUCAAGAGUUAUUACUUGUACAACCCUUUUUAUCACGUCGAGCAAUCGGCCAUUCGGUGGUAGCUUCUAUCCUGAAGAAUGAGACAUGUAUCGCCGAUCCGGUAGACUGCAAAGGAGUUCUUGAUAUGUGCCAUGUUCUGGUACGCGACCAGCGUGAUGCAGGUAUUGGAAUGCCUACUCAAAUUGGACAGCGACAGAUCAUGGGCCAUCGAGGACAUCAAGCCUAUGAUCCUGAAGAGAUGGCUGAAGAACAAGGGUGGUUAGCGCGGAUAGUCCAUCUUUUGAGAAACAAUGAUUUGGACCUGCAAACCAAACUUCUCCAAGAAGCCCGAAAAGCGUUCAGCGAAGGUGGCGAUCGGAUCCGAUGGACUUAUCCUCCGCUCGUGAUAUGUGCGCUCAAAUUAGCUCAUCGGUAUACCUUUCGCCAGCAUUUUAUCCCCGAUUGGGAGGCCAAGAUCUCGGCACUAUUCAAGUGGAUCCAUCAAGUUCUGUCUAUUCUAUACAACAAGGUUGAAUCAUCCGAAAUUUGCCUUCGGCUAUAUCUACAGGCGUUACUAUCGGCCGAUAUGGCAGGCCUUGAAGAAUUGGCGUAUGAGUUUGCGGUGCAAGCAUUCACAAUCUACGAGGAAUCGAUUUCUGAAAGCCGAGCCCAGCUUCAAGCCAUCGUCCUAAUAAUUGGCGCAUUGCAAACAUCUAGAGUCUUUGGAGUUGACAACUACGACACCCUGAUCACCAAAGCAGCGUUACACGGCGCCAAACUUUUGAAAAAGAGUCACCAAGCGACUGCUGUGGCAUUAGCCAGUCAUUUGUGGUGGCAGACAGAGAAGAUAGCCACCGAGCUGGACGAUCCUUCAAAGGACUUGCUCAGGGAUGGUAAACGGGUGUUAGAGUGUCUACAGAAAUCCCUGAGGAUUGCCACUAGUAGCAUCGACGAGCUAACAAGCGUUCAACUUUACUGCGAUGCGUUAGAUCAGUACAUCUAUUACUUUGAGCGCCAGAAUGAAGCGGUUUCGACAAAACACCUGAACUCCUUGGUCGAAUUGAUCACGUCUAACUUGGACUCAGUUCAGGGUGCAGAUGGAGUCCUGGUGUUGAAUCCGUCCGCAACAAAUUCGGGCUUGUUUGAGGGGGUUCACACACCUGAUGCCGUCUUGAACCACUUCCGGAAUCAGCUCAAGUAUAUACAAGCUCGAAAGGAGAUCAUCCUCAAUGGCGAAGGCGCAGGUUUAGCCAAGUUUGAGGAAAUUGAUAUCUCCGGAGCCAUGUUGAAAGUUGGGUUGCAGCUUUGACAUGUGAUGGUUCGUUGUUUUUGAAGAGUCCGGUUUCGAAACUCGCCCUUUAGCAUCUAUCAAUCAUCUUGCCUCUGAAUACGAAGGCAGUCGUGGUCACCGUCCUGCUGGCUGUACCAUGAAGGCUGGCUUCCUGAUCAAAUACCACUGUUGUAACCAGUCUCCUACAGACUGAACUAGAGACAUGCCAGAAUUUGGCCGGUAAUUGGAUUUAAAUUAUUAUUUCUGCUCUCUUCAUCUUUGAUGAUUCCUUCAUGUAUAAAAUUGUGACCAAUCUGGCAUCAUUUUACAGCCUAGACACAAU